Molecule: messenger RNA, 571 nt
Organism: Eurytemora carolleeae
Lineage: Eukaryota; Metazoa; Arthropoda; Copepoda; Calanoida; Temoridae
Exons: 8
Source: RefSeq, a predicted model, not a curated record
UAUAUAAAAUCGCCAUGAAUUUUAAAGAAAAGCAUGGCAGAACAGUUCAGGGAAUCCUUGUCCGGCGACUAAUAUAUCAGAAGCAAGAUGAGGUCCUUCGGCUUCAGAGCGUUGUUCUGCAUUAUAUGCACAGUUUUCUCUUGGAAAGAAACAACAUCGAUAAACACAAGUCAGAACAUUGGGAAGAACUAUUCUCAAUACUCCAAUAGGAAUUCGGCCAUCUAUCAAUAUGAUAGAAGAUCAGUAGACGAUACUUCACGCUUCUCAGACAUUGGAGCACCAAGGAGUAAGCGUAAAAUUCGACUAACCGGAAAAGGAAAAAUCCGCGAACAGAAAUGGAAAAAUCUACAAAUCAAUCCAAAACAAAAUGAAAUCCGGAACGUACAUCGCUCUCUCAAAAAUAGGGUAACUAGGGAAACCUUGGCAGGAGAAGAAAUCUUGUAUAAAUGCUGUCCUAUCAACACAAUAUUGGAUAACUUCUACGAGUGCCAAGAGGAGGAAAUAGCAGAGAGUAUAUUCUGGAAUACUCUAGAAGAAGAUGGAAUCUCUGACUUUAAGGAAGUAAAGAUAG